Molecule: messenger RNA, 1455 nt
Organism: Olea europaea var. sylvestris
Lineage: Eukaryota; Viridiplantae; Streptophyta; Magnoliopsida; Lamiales; Oleaceae
Product: putative F-box protein At3g16210
Exons: 2
Coding region: 173-1330 (385 amino acids)
Molecular function (GO): protein binding
Source: RefSeq, a predicted model, not a curated record
GCGUACUAUGAACGAGAAAGCGUAGCUUUAGUGUCAGAUUGUGGCAGAGAGAGAGGAGCAGUAACCUCAGCCAGCAUUUGGUUUUGAUUUGGGAUAUUUGCAUCUCUCUACAUUUUCAUUCUACAUAGAAAAAAAACAUCUAUUCGUGAAUCUUGGGGUGAAUAGAACUCCAAUGUCUCUGCAAAAGAGGGAGCUCUGGUUUUCAAAUGAAGAUAUCCAGAUUGAUGUUCUAUCUCGACUAUCAGCCAAGAUACUGAACCGAAUGAAAUGUGUUUCCAAGGAAUGGAAAUGUCUUAUUUCCGACCGUUCUUUCGUUCGCUUUCAGGUUAAAAAUACAGAAACAGCAAAGGGGUUCUUCUUCCAGGAGAGUCAAUGGAGCAAUACUGAUAUUGGAUUUAUAAACUACAUUCCAGUGGAAGGAGAAGGUGAAAAGGUAUGGCGGACGGUUUUCAACUUUCUUCCUGAAAAGGUGAUCAUUCUCUCUUCAAUCAACGGCCUCAUGUGUUGUCGUAGUUGUUUCUCUUCUUUAGACCCGAGGAUAUAUGUAUGCAACCCUUUGAACAAGCAAUGGAUAACUCUGCAGUGGCCUCAUCUUUUUAAAAGCAGCAGUAGCCUAGCCUUAGCUUUUGAUCCUGUCCAGAAUCCAAUUGAUGCUUCCACAGAUUUCAAAUUGGUCUUGGUUAGUGAUACUAUGACUGGUGGAGAGGAUUACCAUCUAUCAUUUGAUAUAUAUUCCACAGAAACUGGGAAAUGGAAAAGAUCAAACGAGUUUUGUCAAUGCAAGCAUAAACUGAUAAAAAAUAAAGGGAUUUUUGUUGAUGAAAGAUUGUAUUGGCUUACUGAUGGUUAUCAGAUUCUCAUGUUCCAUCCCCAAAUUGAGCUUUCUUGGUUAAUUACGGCACCGCUACCUGCCACAUACUUUAGAAGUAUCCCCGAAAUGUGUAUAGGGGAAUCCAAAGGCAGGCUGUGCUACGUGAUAAUCUCCGAGGACGGACUGCAGUUGUGGGUUCUCGAGGAUUACUUUGCAUCUCAGUGGGCAUUAAAUACUUGUAUAACUCUGAAAGAAUUAGAGAGAGAAAAUUCAAGUGUCCUAUCCAAUAUAUCCAAGAAAAUGGCAAGUUCGAUAAAUAGAGGCACACUUCCUCAUUGGAUAGAUCCAUUAGCUUUUAAAGAUGGGAUGCUGUUUGUGCGGGUUGCGACAAGUAUAUAUUUGUUUAGGUUUGAAACCAGGAAGAUGAAAAAGCUGACGGAGAUUUCCAUGUUGGGCCUAAAUCCUAUGGAUUCUCCUACUGUGAUUCCAUACACCAUGAGCUUGGUUCCGCUUGGCUAAGCACAUGAGACCACCAUUUACACAAUAGUUAAGUUCCUCUGUUUCGGAAUUUAUUUGGAUCUUGUUGAUUUUGUGGCAUGUAGGUUCUUGAAAGAGUUUAUGUUACAGAUUUUGUUGCGUGUCAA